AUGGUCACGCGAGGUGCCAUGUAUCCUGUGAAGAUCGACGUCUUGCCACGCGCUUGGACGAGUGCCUUUCUCAUCCCAGAGCUCGUACAUCUUAUCCUGGAGAAGCUAGACCGCUCCACACUCGCGGCAGUUGCUCGAACUGCUAAAUCUUUUCAUGUUGCUGCCUCCAGCUAUUUGUGGAAUGAACUGGAUCAAGUUGGCCUAGAAAAUCUCAUCAACCUCGCCAUCGGCGUUGACUAUCAGCCCCUCUGUAUCGAACAUCGAUGGGCGCGCUUCGAUUUAUAUGCUUCUAUGGUUCGCUCGCUGGCGCUCAAUUUCGGCGCUAUGCCUGGGGCCGACAGUGUCCGCCUGACGCGUCAUUUGCAGUUUAUCGCUUCUACUCGAAUCUCUAGCCAAGCCAUGUUACCGAAUCUACGCGUUCUUAGCUUUCAGCUUUCAUCCACUGAGCAUCUAGGAGUUGUGGCGGCAUUUACUUGCCCUUCUCUUCAACAACUCACCGCGUCUUGUACCAUGGAUGAUCGAGUCGACUCGCUGGAGUGGGACGUACAUAUAGGUGCAUUCCUACAUAAACUGCGUUGGCGCUGUCUUUCGCUCAAAUACUUCAAGCUCUACGGAUUUAAAUAUCCGAACGUUGUGUCUUUCCCGGAACUUACGAGUUUGAUAGAAGGCACUGCUCUCGAACAUUUCGAGUCAGACUUCAUCACAUUUCAGCCAAACCUCGUGCAGGCCCUCGGACGUUUGCCGACCCUAAGAUGUCUCGGUCUAGCAGAUGCGGGAAACGACGAAGACUAUACUUCCCUUGAGAGGACUAUGUUUGCCGCUUCUAUCCAAACCGGUAGCUUCGUCUCGCUGCACGCCCUAGACCUCGAGACCACCAGCACUGUUGCGCUCCCCUUGCUCAUCGCCCUGCGUACCGUGCCACUAAGACAUCUCGCCCUCCGGCUUACUGAGAAAACUUUCUCGUCUCCUGUCUUCAAGACUGUCUUCACCUUCAUCCCGGAAUUUGCUGUGACGCUUCUAUCCCUACAUGCACAGCUAGUGGAGACGCUGGAGGACGACGAAGACGACGAGGGAACCCUAGAGUGGAAAACUUUCGCACCACUUUAUCGAUGCCACAACCUACAGUGCCUCAAGUGUAGUGUUGAUUCCCAUGCCGACCUUGAACUGGAUUUCGGAGAUGCAGAUAUCAGGAAGAAGAUGGGGAUGAUCGAACUGAAAGUGACGCAUCCAAGUGGGAUCAAGUCGCUCGAAUGCUCUCGGUGA
Molecule: messenger RNA, 1263 nt
Organism: Dacryopinax primogenitus
Lineage: Eukaryota; Fungi; Basidiomycota; Dacrymycetes; Dacrymycetales; Dacrymycetaceae
Exons: 3
Coding region: 1-1263 (420 amino acids)
Source: RefSeq, a predicted model, not a curated record